Molecule: messenger RNA, 1981 nt
Organism: Anastrepha ludens (Mexican fruit fly)
Lineage: Eukaryota; Metazoa; Arthropoda; Insecta; Diptera; Tephritidae
Product: ras-related and estrogen-regulated growth inhibitor-like protein
Exons: 7
Coding region: 554-1549 (331 amino acids)
Molecular function (GO): GTPase activity; GTP binding
Source: RefSeq, a predicted model, not a curated record
CAAAAAGUGAAUAUAACAAACAAACAAAAAGUAAAAUCACGAAAAUAUACUCGUACCACGCCACACAAACAACAACAUGACUUACUGCCUUCCCCAUGCUACUCGUAGUUGUAGUCUGCAAUCAAACGCAAGGCAUUCAUGUUCGUUAUUUUAUUUAACGGUUUCGCUGCACUCCAACAUUCGCAAGUGGGUUUGCUUCGUUUAGUGCAAAGCCUUUGUGCUAUUGUUGUCGUUUCAUUCCAUUGUGGAGUGACGUCGUGUGCGACUUUCGGUCCUUUCAACGCUAGCGUAUAUAGUAAACAAAAAACGGCGAUUAGCAGUUAAUCGUUUCUUAAUCGAGCGUGAGUGCGUACGCACAAUUUCUGUUGUAGCGGCUGUUUCAUACAUAUUUACGAGUAUUUACUUAGCAGCAGUCGCGUAGUUAGAAAAUCCAAAGCACAACACAGCGGCGCGCAAUUUUUCCGUAUAAAAUUUUACCUGUCUGCAAGUGGCGAAGGACUGACAUUUGGUGCAUACAUACAAAUAAAGUAACUUUUAACGUAGCUUUUGCAUAAUGAAUAUCACAUCGCCGAAAUCUUCCUUUGCCAAAAUGGGAAUACACACCACAAAGCAUAAACAAGUCAAAGUGAUUGUGCUGGGACAGAACGGAGUUGGAAAAUCAGCUAUGGUUGUGCGAUUUAUAACACGUCGCUUCAUUGGCGAAUACGACCCCACCCUGGAACAGGUGUAUACACAUAACACCACAUUUGACAAUGAACUCAUACAGUUUGAUAUAUUGGACGCCGCUGACGACCCGGAUGUAAGUAAAAAUGAUAAGGAUCCCGAACGCUUGGAGUUUAACAUACGUUGGGCGGACGCAUUCAUACUGAUGUACUCAGUUACGGAUAAAUGUAGUUUUGAUGAGUGCAAUCGGCUGAAGUUUUUGAUCAACUAUAUUAAACGACGCCGUAAACUGGGCUCAAGUAGUAAGGAUUCUCUCUCCCAUGUGCCAGUAAUCUUAGUGGGCAACAAAACCGAUCAAACGGAGGAUCGAAUGGUAAGUCUUGAGGAAGGUCAACGCCGAUUUCGUGAACUAUCAUGUGCCUGCUUUCAUGAGAUCUCUGUGAGAGAGAGUAUAGAACAAGUUCAAUCAGUGUUUCGCGAUGUAUUUCGCUUUUGGCGCGUCUUCAGCAAGUUUCCCAAACUGAAACGUUCCACCAGUGAUGUACAAAACACAUCCACAUCAAUACAAAGCCCCGACUCAAGUUGCUCUUUCUAUGACUCGGCGGCGCUUACCAACGGAACACGCAGAUCCUUCUUCAUAAUUGGCAAUGCCUGCCUUAAGGAGAAUGAUCAUGCCGGAUCCACUGACGAACUCGGCUCGGACAGCUUACACAGCUCUCGCAUCGACAUCAAUACACCAUUCCGGAGUAGAGCCUCUACCGAUGGUACAUUAUUGUCGCGUCCGCGUCGCUGGCGUUACCCGCCCCCUGGUUGCUUGAUGACACACACCAAUCGGGUUGAGCGUCGCAUGAGCAUUUCGACACGCGGCAGCAAUGGCAGCUGUUGACCAUUGGUACUUAACGUUGAGGAGAACUCAACUCAAGAUGGUGGAUGAGCGGAGUGUAUUCGAGCGGCUUUUUAUAAAACUGCAACAAACUUUCAUUACUUAGUUGAUUUGAGAGUUGCUAAGCUUUGCUUGAUGUACAAAUAAAUUAUUGAAUAUUUUUCAUUGGAAGAAAAGUUCAAACGCUAAAUGGGUGCGUUGCACGCUUAUUGAUAGACACACACACACACAUAAGCAUAGUAUUUAUAUAUUCAUGAGGGCAAUUAUUUAUAAUUGCAGCUAUUUAUUACCAUUACACUAAGAUAUAAUACGAGUGCAUAUGUUUUUUACAUGUAUUUUUCUAUGUAUUGAUUGUAUGUAUUGGCUAAGUAUUUGGAGUACUGAAGGUUUCAUAUUGUAUGUAUCAAUGUGCAUAAAUAAAUGUAAGCAAAAAUA